Saxophila tyrrhenica is the source of this 891-nucleotide messenger RNA. RefSeq lists its product as uncharacterized. The transcript is spliced from 2 exons. The coding region runs from base 1 to 891 and encodes 296 amino acids. The record is from RefSeq and is a predicted model, not a curated record. NCBI's taxonomy places the organism in Eukaryota, Fungi, Ascomycota, Dothideomycetes, Mycosphaerellales, Extremaceae.
AUGUCCGUCGACACCAACAAUGAUCUUAUCCUCAUCACCGCCGCCUCCGGCAAACAAGCCCGCGGCCUGCUCCCCCAUCUGACUGGGACUUGGAAACACCUCCGCUUAAACGUUGCGUCCCAAGCCUCAGCAGACCGCUUGAAGCAGCAAUAUCCAGGUGCCGACGUGACUCAACACGACAUCUCAGAUCCACAUGCCUGCGACACUAUGCUCCAAGGUGUCACAGCCUGCUUCCUCGUCACACCGGCCUUCCAUCCCCAAGAGACCCAAUGCGGCAUCAACGUGAUCAACGCCGCACGCUCUAGCAUGCAGAAGAUGAUGAACCAUGAUGCCAAGCGGUAUAUCGAGGAGUAUCUGGUCGAGUCUGGCGUGCCGCAUACGAUCAUUCAGCCGACGCAUCUUAUGGAGACGUUGCCGUUGGCUAAGAUUGUUGAGGAAGCGGAGAAGGACGGGAAAGCGAGCCAUCCACUAUUCUGGGAUCCGAGUGUGCCCUCGACCUCGGUGUCAACGCGGGAUGUUGGUGAAGCGGCAGCGAAGAUCCUGGCCGAGCGGGAAAGGCACUUCUCAGCCACCUAUCAGCUUGUCGGGACUCGAGCUCCGAUCUCAUACACUCAAAUCGCCGCCAUUGUGUCAGAAGAGAUUGGCAAACCCUUCUCCAUUGAGCAGAAGCCGAUCGACGACGGGGUGAAGGCUUUCAAUUCCAUGAUGACCAGUGGCAAGCCGGAAACUGCGGACUUCCUGAUGAAGCAAGGGCCAGCCAGGAUGUUCAUGUAUUACAACGGCCGUGGGAUCAUCGGCAAUCCUAACGUGCUUGAGAUGUUGCUUGGUCGGAAGGCGCUGGACUACCGGGACUGGGUGAAGAUGGGUUUGAAAGAGAUCAAAGGGCAAUAG